Molecule: messenger RNA, 631 nt
Organism: Hordeum vulgare subsp. vulgare (domesticated barley)
Lineage: Eukaryota; Viridiplantae; Streptophyta; Magnoliopsida; Poales; Poaceae
Product: histone H3.2
Exons: 1
Coding region: 73-483 (136 amino acids)
Cellular component (GO): nucleosome
Molecular function (GO): protein heterodimerization activity; structural constituent of chromatin; DNA binding
Source: RefSeq, a predicted model, not a curated record
ACCGCAAUCCCGCAGCGCCAUUCUCCAACCUUCCAAGCUCCUCCCGUCCUCCCCUCGCUUCCUCCGAAUCCGAUGGCCCGCACCAAGCAGACGGCGCGCAAGUCCACGGGCGGGAAGGCGCCGCGGAAGCAGCUGGCGACGAAGGCGGCGCGCAAGUCGGCGCCGGCCACCGGCGGCGUGAAGAAGCCGCACAGGUUCCGCCCCGGGACCGUGGCGCUGCGCGAGAUCCGCAAGUACCAGAAGAGCACGGAGCUGCUGAUCCGGAAGCUGCCGUUCCAGCGGCUGGUGCGGGAGAUCGCGCAGGACUUCAAGACGGACCUCCGGUUCCAGUCGUCCGCCGUGUCCGCGCUGCAGGAGGCCGCGGAGGCGUACCUGGUGGGGCUGUUCGAGGACACCAACCUCUGCGCCAUCCACGCCAAGAGGGUCACCAUCAUGCCCAAGGACAUCCAGCUCGCGCGCCGCAUCAGGGGCGAGAGGGCCUGAUGAACCACCUCUCUGUAUUUCUCUUCUGCUGCUGUCCAUGCUAUCGGUGUCGUCGUGUGUUAGGAUCUAGAUGUUGGAGUAUCUUGUAGCGAUGGUUCCCCUCUGGAUUGUUCAAUGGAAUGUUGCUGCUGCUUCAUUUCUUUGUGAA